Molecule: messenger RNA, 7674 nt
Organism: Chrysemys picta bellii (western painted turtle)
Lineage: Eukaryota; Metazoa; Chordata; Testudines; Emydidae
Source: RefSeq, a predicted model, not a curated record
AGAAUCCACACGGGAGUUAAACCCCAUAAAUGCCUCAACUGUGGGAAAAGCUUCAAUCGGAGCUCAACCCUGGUUAGACAUCAGAGAACCCACACAGGAGAGAAACCCUUUAUAUGCCUGGAGUGCGGGAAAAAGUUUAGUGACAGUUCAGCUCUUAUUGUGCAUCAGAGACUCCACACUGGGGAUAAACCCUUUAAAUGCUCCGACUGUGGGAAAAGUUUCUUUCAACUCUCACGGCUCCUUGCACAUCAGAGAAUCCACACGGGCGAGAACCCCUAUAAAUGCCUCGAGUGCGGGAAAAGGUUUAAUGACAACUCAAACCUUAUUACACACCAGAUUAUCCACACGGGAGAGAGACCCUACAAAUGCCUGGACUGUGGAAAAAGCUUCAGUCGCAGCUCGCAUCUUAUUACGCAUUACAGAACCCACACUGGAGAGAGACCCUAUAAAUGCCUGGACUGUGGGAAAAGUUUCAAUCAGAGCUCAAACCUGAUUACACAUCAGAGACUCCAUACGGCAGAGAAGCCCUAUAAAUGCCAGGAGUGCGGGAAAAGUUUCAAUCAGAGCUCCAACCUUAUUCUGCACCAGCGAACGCACACGGGGGAGAGGCCCUACAAAUGCCUCGACUGCGGGAAAAGUUUCAAUCGGAGCUCGAGCCUCGUCGUGCAUCAGCGAAUCCACACGGGAGACAAACCCCACAAAUGCACCAAAUGUGGGAAGAGUUUCAUUCAGAGCUCCAACCUGACGACGCACCAAAAAAUCCACACGGGGGAAAAAAACUGUCAGUGCCCAGAGUGUGGGAAAAUGUUCAGCGACAACUCAGCCCUGAUUAAGCACCGAAGAAUCCAUUCGGGACAGAAACCCUAUAAAUGCCCGGAAUGCGGGAAAGGGUUUAGUGACAGCUCAACCUGUAUUCGACACCAGAGAACCCACACGGGAGAGAGACCCUACAAAUGCCUGGAUUGUGGGAAAAGCUUCAAUCUGAGCUCCAACCUAGUUACGCACCGGAGAAUCCACACGGGGGAAAGACCCUAUAAAUGCCUCGACUGUGGGAGAAGCUUUAGUCAGAACUCGCAUCUGAUUAAACAUCAGAAAGUCCACACGAGGUUGAAAUCUUGAAUGCGGGAGCGGUUGCAGUCGGGGCUUUGGUUGGGUUUGGAAUCAGCAAAUCCAUACAGGGAAGAAACUUCCUUGAUGUCCUGAGAAGGGAAAAUGUUAUGGGGGUGGGGGAAUGCAAACAAUGGUAUUAUUUUUUGGGGGGGAGGGGAGAAAUUAGACAUAUGAAUGCUUGCUGGGAAGGGAGGAGAAUUUUUGAGUGGGGAGGGAUGGGGAAGACAGGCAUAAAGUGGCUUGACUUGGUGCGAAACCUGACAAUCCUGCAGCGAUCUGGCCUUCCAUCCGCUGUUCGUUCUAUCGAAAAGCGUUGCGGCCACAGUGGCCGUCUCGCCGCGAUGGAGAAAAAAGCUCCAGCAGGGUGUGUGCCUUGACUCUCCCCGGUGCCGCCCCCGGGGCCACCCCGGACACUGGUGGCUUCACAGGAUUGAGCCAGAUCUGAGAACUUCACUCCACGACGUCUGGGACGACACCAUUGACUGAGGUCACAGGCUGGUGCAGUAGUCCCCGGUGGACUGGGUGUGUUUGAUGAAGGUGUUUGAUGGCUCAGGGCUACAGCAUGGGAAGGGAGGGAUUAUGGGACAGGAGAAAUGAGGAUGAGUGAUAGGGAUGGGGAGAAGGGCCAAGGAGAGGUGCAGGGGGGCCAGGAGGAGGGGGAUGUGGGGGGAAAAUGACAGAGGAUUGAGGAAACUAGAGCCAGGGGUGUCUGUCAGCAUCAAAUUCUCUCUUCCCAUGUGUGUCGUGAUCUAUAGGGGCUGCCUUUCUUGGGGGGGAGGGAGUGAGGGGGUCUGAGCCGCUCUCCCUACCUUUGAAUGUGGGCAGGGAUGUGGGGUCCAUGUCCCCCUAGGGGGUGGGUCUGAUUUCCCCCUCCCUGUUCCCCCUCAUGUGACCCUUGCGCCUCUGGGGAUGUCUCUGCCCCCAUCCCUGCCUCACUUAUAUAAGAUGGGAUCUGGGGAGAGGGCUGUCUCUUGGGGGUGUCUGAGCCCCUCUCCCUGCCCCCACUCAUGGGAUUAGGGGCCUUGUCCAUGGGGGGGGGUCAGAGCUCCUUCCCCCCAUGUAAGCCAAGAUUGGGGGGGUGCCCUCUUCGACUGAAGGGCUCUGCCCCUCACCAUAUGAGCUGGGUCGAGGGGGACUGGGCCCUUGUGGUGGGGAGAUAAGAGGCGUGCUCGGAGCAUGCCCCGAAAACACGCGCUGCGGACAUGGGGGGCAGUGAGGAGAGCUCACUGGGGCUCAGGUUCAGGGAGCUAGCUCCUUGUCCCGCCUCUUCUGUCCGUGGCCCCGCCCACACUCCACCCCAGGCCCUGCCUCUGCUCCGCCCCCUCCCCCGCUCUAGUUCACACAUUCCUCCUCUCCUCCCCUGCAAGGCCUCCACUGCCCACAGGGACGCAGUGGGCCAUGGGGGCCUCUUGGGGGGGGGGGGGUGGAGGAGGAGAGAAGGGACUCAGCCAGGCAGUGAUGGGUGUGGGGACCUCGGGGAAGGGGCGGAGCAGGGACGGAAAGAGGCGGAGCACAGGCGGGGCCACCACAGCCCAGGUGGCAGGGCGACACCAGCUGUGCCAGGGAAGAUUUAUUAUACCCACCACCUAUGCUACCCGCUUUUUCAGUGCACACAUAGCUUCUUAUCUACUAAUAGCUUAAUGGGACAGGAAGGGGAGAGUGAGCUAAAAACAGUGUGUGUGGGGGAGGGGGGGAGUGUAUGUUGUUUGAGGCGGGAGACACAGUAGCCUUCUCUCACAUGCUUAAAGUUACGGUCUGAGGCAUGUCAUAAAGCUGCCAAGAUUUUGGGACCUAGCCCGUGUCUGUGAUUUCUCUCCCCCGCCCUGUUUGCAAUGACGCACUCCAAAUAUUUCAAAGCACGACUAUUAUCCCUAUUCCACGAUCGCAAAAUGCACAGGGUGCGGGCGGAGCACUUAGGAAUCACAUAAUGACCGUGUGGCCUAGUGGAGAAACCACCGGGCUGGAACUAUUCCUGGGUCUGCCCCCGGCCCACUGGGUGACCUUGGGCAAGGCCUGUCAGCUCCCCGUGCCUCAGCUGCCCAUCUGUAAAAUGGGGGUCAUUCUUUGGGGUUCACUUCUGUAAAGCUCUGUUUAAAAGCUGGGUCUUUUUGUGCUUCUCUAGCCCCGGCAGCGUAUCAGCUGUUAAUAUUGGGGCAAACAUCAACAGACUAACUGACCCCUCCUCCAAUAUUUUUCUGUUCAAAAAGCUAGGAAAUUCACUGCCAAAAAACUUCGUUAACACAGGCUAAGGCUGCCUGAUGAUAACUUGUGCCCUUGCCGAAGGCAGAAUUCAGGGGGAAAAAUCCUUCUGAAAACCAGGCAAUACAGCGUUAAGGUACACGCCUAUGCAACCGUAGCUCUUCCCCCCUGGAGCUGGCAGCAUCCAGGGGAAAGUAUCUGCACCUACUCACUGUGUUGGGGUAGCUGUACUGAAAGGUGGGAGAUCCCUACUCAAAUCCCUUUUCCCCACCCAGGCAGAGGGGGGAAUUGGCCUGGGGUGUCCCACGUCCUGGGUAACUGCUUUAGGCUAAAGGUUAUAAGAGAGUCGUGCCCCUCCCAACAGCUGUUUUGGGUGCAGUUAGGAGAGAUCUGAUCAUGAAUACGGCUGUUGUGACAAUUGGCCUAUAACUCUUGCCUACUUAGGAGUUCACUGUGGAAAGUAGGUCAAGUUAUUUUCAAUAGAACAUGUUCUAAACAGAUCAUAGAAUCAUAGACUAUCAGGGUUGGAAGCGACCUCAGGAGGUCAUCUAGUCCAACCCGCUGCUCAAAGCAGGGCCAAUCCCCAGACAGAUUUUUGCCCCAGAUCCCUAAAUGGCCCCCUCAAGGAUUGAACUCACAACCCUGGGUUUAGCAGGCCAAUGCUCCAACUACUGAGCAGAUGCAAGAGAAGCAGCCAGAGAGAUUAAGUAAGUCCAAACCACAUAGGGCAAGUUGAUGCGAUACAAGGCCUGUAUUGAAAUUAAGCUGGGUGAAAACAGGAGAGGUGGAGACGGAAGUUAAUAAGCCAAUAUUGGUGAGACAGAUAUUAGGCCUAAUUGAUGACAAAAGAAGGAGGGCGAUGAACUCUGCCUCCCAAUUUUUUCCCUUCUGGAGUAGGAGUAGGUGGUGUGAGCUCUCUUCUCCUGUCCCAGCUUGCAUCUUCCCUCAGCUCAUCCCCCGAUCUGCCAGUGCUUCAUCUCAUCUCGACUCAUCUGAAGGACUUGCUCUUCUUUAGGGAACUUUGUUUUCACCUGCGAGUGCUGAAAGUCAUCUCAUUGUCGUGACGUCCAGAUCUCAGCCCACCAGUGGGGAGAUAGAAUUACCGGCACCAGGAAUGUGCGUGAGAUCCUGUAUUGUAUUCCCUUCCUUUGUUGUGUUGUUUUCUGCUCCACUGUUUCUUUCCUCUCAUCCUACCUCGCUCUCUUGGCUUCUUGUCAAAUCCUGAAGUCAAGUAUAUUGCAAUCCUCCAAACCUGCCUUGUCGAAGGAGAAAGGAUGCCAUCAGAUGACAGCCCUGACCAGUUCAUAACUAACCGGAUCACGCAACUGGUAUUGUAGUUCACUUGCCAGACAAAGCAUCCACUUGUAACUAACCAAUAGUCCAAAAACCUCCACAAAAGCCAUAUUUCACCCAUCUUCUCUGUCCCGUCUCUCCUCCACCCUGUCUGUCUCUGUUCAGAACAGGAUACAUGAAUGCCAUUCCAAUCAGGACUGAGACUAAAAUUAAACAUCUCCCUUUCAGCAAAGAAAGGUUGCCCUGAAAACAAGAGACUCUAAACCAGAGAGGUUUCGAUAAGCUCUACAUUUGUUUUGUGUAAUCACUCGACUACAGUUUCCAGAUAAAGGCCAUACAUAAAAAUGUAAGAGCAGUCAUACUGGGUCAGACCAAAGGUCCAUCUAGCCCAGUGUCCUGUCUUCCAACAGUGGCCAAUGCCAGGUGCCCCAGAGGGAAUGAACACAACAGGUGAUCAUCAAGUGAUCCAUCCCCUGUUGCCCAUUCCCAGUUUCUGGCAAUCAGAGGCUAGGGACACCAUCGCUGCCCAUCCUGGCUAAUAGCCUUUGAUUUUGGCCUGUUUUGAUUUCUUGUUCUUUUCUUGUGUUCAAUCAAUAAACUUUCAGUUUGAAUGGACACUUUUCGGUUUUGGCCAAGUCACUGAGUGAAACCAAGGGCUCUGUUUAAAACUGUCCCCGAACCCACCUAUUGCUGUUUAAUGCUGGACACAGAGAGUUGAUAAACACCUUGAACCCUUUGGGGCUUUAGAGAGCAGAGUCUAUACAACUGGGCCGGGAGGGCCCCACCCAUCUUUGGCUGGUUGGGAGAUCAUAUUGAGGCUUAGAUAUGAGACCGGCACCUGGUGCUUGCCUGAGGCAGCAGAGUGCAUACCCAAUGCAAAAAUUUCGGUGCCCGGUGAGUUUAGGUGCGUGUUAAUUGGCAGCCAGACGGGGGGUUGGUGGAUCACAGUGGUGCCGAAAAUUGCGAUUUGGGUGCCUAAAUCUGGAGUGCUCCAGAUACCCAGGAACCCUCUGUGAUCUGGGUAUGGCCUCCAGGUAUCCUUUAUGGCCUCCAGGCAUCUCUCACAACCCCACUGCCUUCCCACCUCCCCAUAGCCCCUCCACGCUUACCAAGGACACAGGGUGACCAGGAAAAGGUUAGAGCUGGUAAUUGAGGGGCGUGGAUGUGGGGGGCUUGGGCAGUGCUUAAUUUGUAAUGAAAGAGGUGUCAGGACUCAAGGACAUGUUUUUACUUUAAUAACUGACACGACAAGCCCAGAGGUGCCGGGGCUCUGAACUGCAAGGCCCAGAGGUGCCGGGGCUCUGAACUGCCAGGCUCAGCGGUGCCGGGGUUCUGGACUGCCCGGCCUAGAGGUGCUGGGGCUCUGAACUGCCAGGCCUGGAGGUGCCGGCUCAGCCCUGGCAAGCCCUCACACAAAUUAUGCCCUGGAUUUGGGUAGUGGAGUUGAUAGAUUCCAAGGCCAGGAGAGACCAUUGUAAUCAUCUUGUCUGACCUCCUGUAUUACACCAGCCAGAGAACUUCCCCCAGAGAAUUCCUGGAGAAGAACCUUUUAGCAAAACCCUCCAAUCUUGAUUUUAAAAUUCUCAGUGAUGGAGAAUCCGCUAUGGCCCUUGGUAAAUUGGGCCAGUGGUUAGUUACUCUUGUAGGCCUGGCUUGAACACGAGUCAUUAGGGAGGCUUUAAUUUUUGGAAGACAAGAUUAGGGAGGUAACUAGAUCAGUAGACUGAAAACUGAAUGUUUGGGCUAAGAUAAGUAAAUGGGUCACAAACAGCAAGUCUACACACUACAGAAUUACUUUGUCAUAACUACGUGGUCCUGGGGUUGAAUCAUUCACGCCCCUGAGUUAUAUACCAGCCUAAUCACCAGUGUAGACAGUGCUGUUUUGGCAGGAGAGCUUCUGCCAACAUCGCUAUCGCCUCUCACGGAGGUGGAUUACCUAAGCCGACGGGCCAGCUGUCUCCUGUCAGUAUAGAGCGUCUUCAUUUAGGCACUCCAGGGGUGCGGCACAGCAGUUUAAGUGUAGACCUGCGCUAAGCUAAAAGACAGAAUGUCUGAGCUAGUUAAGAUAAGGAGAACACCCAGGGAAACAUUUACUAAGAACAAGAUGACAAUGGCAAGAAAAGUCAGGAGCGUGGUUGUGUAACUUCAGAUGUGUGGUAUGCCCAGUACCCACAUGUGAGUUUGAUUAACUUGGCAUAGCUUUAUGCCAAAUAAAGAAACCUGAGUGAUGAGACUGGAGUUGAACUGAGUUCUUGAGGAAUCAAGUGGAAGAGGUUUCAAAGACUACUCCAUUGUAGUGAUGCAGCGACUCGGAUCGGAUCCAUUCUCCUGGACCAGGUAAGGUAUCGUUUAUUACAUGUCUAGCUUUACUGUCAAGGAUCGCAACCCAGCACUUUAGCAAUGGCAUUGGUAGGGCUUAAAUUUGAAGAGUUUUCCGGGUCAUUGGGGAACUAAGUUAAAUGCAAAGGUGGACCCUAUAGACUCCCAGAUAGGUAUUAGGGAGAAACUGGGUCUGGGUGGAAAAGGAACGUCACUGAAUAGUGCUAAAUAACAAACGCAACCAAAAAAAAAAGGCAAAUAACUUGUUAUUGCAGAGAGUUAUCCUAAAAAUAAAAGCCCAGUGUAGAGAAGUAAAGGAAUUAACCCUUAUGUAAAAAAUGUUGAGGAAGAAAAGGAGCAAAAAAGAGAUCUAUAAAGUGCAUGCCAUACAGCCCGGCAAAGCAGUUUUAAAAUAAAAAUAAAAGUUGUAACAAUAUUUGAAAGGUACUUUCUAGACUUAUGUAAAAGAAUGCUGGGCAAAGCACAGGAGAAGUGUGUUGAGUGCCAAUACAAUGUUAAAAGGUAGGACCCAUUUGCAGCCAUAAAAAAUAGGAUCUUCUUGUUGUUUUUCUCGUAAAGCAAAAAAAAAGCCCAAAUCAAGGCUGCAGUUUCACAAGGAUUAUUUCUAGUGGCUAAAACUUCACAAACCCAAGGUGCCACCUUACCAAAUAAAUGCAAAAAGUAUAACAAGCAAAUCAAAGUUGUAGGGGGGGGGAAAAGCUAAAUUAAAAAAUUCCCAAAUAACAAUAAUAA